Benincasa hispida (wax gourd) is the source of this 1792-nucleotide messenger RNA. Its product is annotated as Galactose oxidase/kelch repeat superfamily protein. Gene Ontology annotation, molecular function: protein binding. The record is from RefSeq and is a predicted model, not a curated record. Lineage: Eukaryota; Viridiplantae; Streptophyta; Magnoliopsida; Cucurbitales; Cucurbitaceae.
AAAAAGAAAAUUGUUUUGGUUAUUUGCAAAAUCGUCCCUCCAUUUAUGUGUUUUUGUUGUUUUCUCCCAUAUUUUCUUCUCAGCCACACAUAGAAGAAGGAAUAAAAUUGGAUCUUAAAUGCUUUCUUUCUUCUCCAAUGGCUUCCGACAACUCCAACAAUUAUCGCCAUUUCUCUUGGUUCAUCAAAUCUUGCUUCCCUAACUCCAACGAUUCCUCCGCCGCCGUCCCUAUCGCCUCCAAAUCCUGCUUCCAAACCAACAAUACCGCCACCACUCCUCCGGCCGCCCCCGCCGCCAUCUCCUCUCUGCCGGACGACCUUCUUUUGGAGUGCCUUUCCAGAGUUUCGUCCACUUCUCUUCCUUCCGUCUCCCUUGUUUGCCGUCACUGGGCUCGGCUUCUUCUCUCUACCACGUUUGUCGAUCUCCGCCGUGUUCGAGGCCAUUUGGAAGAUACUGUUUAUGCUGUUUCUGCUACCAAUUAUGGUCUUUUUGCAGCCAGUUUCAACUUCCGCGACGGCGGUUUGUGGAAGGUUGCGUUGUUUAAAGCGAAGGAGAGUUUGUUUCUUAGUAAUUUCUAUGGAUUGCUCUCUCACGCUCGACUCUCUGCUAUUGGACCUAGAAUUUACCUAAUAGGCCGAAAUGCGAUGUUUCUGUAUGAUACUUGGUCUGGAAUGGUCACGGCGAGAUCUGCGAUGAAUUUCUCUAGGAAGAAAUUCGCCAAUGCGGUGAUUUCUGGUAGAAUCUACGUCGCUGGCGGUGCUCCGACGACGACGGCGGUUGAGAUGUACGAUCCUGAGACGGACUCGUGGCAAGUCGUUGCUCAGUCGGCGAGAAGACGAUACGGUUGCAUCGGAGCUGCCGUUGACGGCGUGUUCUACGUUAUUGGAGGAUUGAAGAUCGGAGGAGGAGCUUCAGGUGGAUCGGAGGCUCACAUCUACGCGAGCUCCAUGGAUAUGUACGAUGUGGAGGCGCGUACAUGGUUAAGAAGCCGCGCCGUACCGGGAGGAGGCUGCGUGGUAGCGGCGUGUGCGGCGGCGGGACACAUUUACGUCCUCGCUAGCCACGCCGUCGAGCUUUCCUUCUGGAAAUUCGACGGUAGAAGAAAAUGCCCUAACAACACCAAUAGAAACAGCAGCAAUCAAACCUCAACCAAAACCGCUGGAUUCGGCGAAUGGUACAGAAUAAGAAGUCCACCGCUGCCGCCACAGUUCCGGCUGGACAGUACGGUGAGAUUCAGCUGCGUCGGAAUGGGAGAGACGGUGGUGCUGAUUCAAGUCGCUGGUUGCAUCGAUGAUUUACUCCGCCGAAGCGGAAGAAGCGCGAGAGGACUGAAAGAAGGCUUAGUACUGAUUUACGAGACGAAGAGCGGAGACUGGAGGAGAGGGGCGGAAAUGCCGGAAGUUAUGCAACGCGCCGCCUGCGUAUGCGUGGAGUGCUGAUGACGCGCCGCCGUGAGAGAGAAAUGAAAAAGGGACAAAAGGGGCGCGUGCGUUCACGAAAGCGAGUGAGAAAUCGAAAUCCGAUUGGUUGAUUCGUCAAUUAUUUAAACAAACAGGAUCUGGUAAAUUCAAGAUUUAUUUGCAUGGGGGCUCUGAACUCUUUCUUUUUCUUUUUUCUUUUUUAUUUUAUUUUUUAAAAAAGAAAAAAAGGAAAAUUGCGGUUUGGAUUUUUUUCCAAGGCUCGAGGUCCUGAAUUCACUGACAUCUUGUUUUUGUAAUUUUUGUAAUUUUGGAUUUUUCUUAAUGUUAGAUAUUUUUUAAUCAAUCUUAGAAUUAUUCAUUAAGAGAGUCAA